Piliocolobus tephrosceles (Ugandan red Colobus) is the source of this 2710-nucleotide messenger RNA. It is a transcript of the gene C6H14orf93, whose product is annotated as chromosome 6 C14orf93 homolog. NCBI's taxonomy places the organism in Eukaryota, Metazoa, Chordata, Mammalia, Primates, Cercopithecidae. The coding region runs from base 763 to 2379 and encodes 538 amino acids. The record is from RefSeq and is a predicted model, not a curated record. The transcript is spliced from 8 exons.
CAACACUGGUAGGGGUAAAAGCCUCUUGCAAGAAAGAGUAAGUGUGUGAGGCAAGAGAGUUUGGUACCAGAAAGGAGUUAGACAACUCACCCAGUGUCCCAACCUGAUGCAUCUUAAUAAUUACUGAUUUUACAAAUGCUGAACGAGCUGGCAAGCAUUUGAAUACUAUUAUUUAUUAUCACCAAAAUAUUCUUUUGCCCACAGCAUCCAUGUUUAAGAGCAAACUCCCUGCAUGAUGUAGGUUAAAGAAAGAAUUAAAAAGAAAAAAGUCUGCAGGAGAAGUGUAGGCCCUUAUUUAGGAAGGAAAAGAAUACAUAAGUGAUUCAUCUAUAAAUUGACAUAGAAUCCCUUAGUGCUUUCCUUUAACCUUUAGUUUUAAUUUGGUUUAACCUUUAGUUUCAGGUUUAACUGUGCCUUCCAGUGACUAUAAUGACAAGGAAGCUGUAAAUGUAUUUGAGUUAAGUUUUUGUGAGAAGCAAAGUGGCAGCAUAGCUGUUCAGACAUUCCUGUUGAAUUUUGGAUCCACCCUUAAGGAGUAUGAGAAAUGAAGAUAAGGGGCCCCACAGGUGAUUUCUCUGGGCUCCUGGCUGGAAGACUCAGGACAGCUAGUUUCCAUUACAGAGGCUCAUGGCCCAGACCCUACAGCUUGGGCUCCUCUGACCAUCCUCAUUGAGAAAGGAAAGUGAGUCAAGAGAAGUCGAUGAUUCCUACCUGUUGGAGUGGCCCAGCAGUGUAAGCGUGGUUGUUACUGCCCCAUCCACCAUGUCCUUCAGUGCCACCAUUCUCUUCUCCCCUCCCAGUGGCAGCGAGGCCAGAUGCUGCUGCUGUGCCUGUAAGAGUGAGACUAAUGGAGGCAACACAGGCUCCCAGGGUGGGAAUCCUCCUCCCAGCACCCCCAUCACAGUGACUGGACAUGGCCUGGCUGUUCAGAACUCAGAGCAGCUCCUGCAUAUUAUCUACCAACGGGUGGAUAAGGCAGUGGGUUUGGCCGAAGCUGCUCUGGGUCUUGCCAGGGCCAACAAUGAGUUGUUAAAACGUCUCCAGGAGGAAAUGGGUGAGCUGAGGCAAGGGAAAGUGUCCACCCCUGAUGAAGACGGGGAAAGCCGGGCACAUAGUUCCCCACCUGAGGAGCCUGGGCCUCUCAAGGAAAGUCCCGGGGAAGCCUUUAAGGCUCUGUCUGCUGUGGAAGAGGAGUGUGACAGCGUGGGUAGCGGCGUGCAGGUGGUGAUUGAGGAGCUGCGGCAGCUGGGAGCAGCCUCAGUGGGGCCUGGGCCUUUGGGCUUCCCAGCAACUCAGAGGGACAUGCGGCUCCCGGGGUGCACACUGGCUGCCAGCGAGGGGGCCCCCCUGCUCAAUCCUCUGGUGGAUGAUUACGUGGCCUCUGAGGGUGCAGUACAGCGAGUUCUGGUCCCUGCUUAUGCCAAACAGCUCUCACCAGCCACACAACUGGCAAUCCAGCGGGCAACCUCAGAGACAGGACCAGAAAAUGGAACCAAGCUGCCACCACCCCGCCCUGAGGACAUGCUCAAUGCCACUGCUGCGCUGGACAGUGCCUUGGAAGAGUCAGGCCCUGGGAGUACUGGGGAGCUGAGACACUCUCUAGGGCUGACUGUUUCCCCAUGCAGGACCAGAGGAAGUGGGCAGAAGAACUCCAGGCGCAAGCGGGAUCUGGUACUCUCUAAACUGGUCCACAAUGUGCAUAACCACAUCACCAAUGACAAGAGAUUCAAUGGGUCUGAAAGCAUCAAGUCCUCUUGGAAUAUUUCAGUAGUGAAGUUUCUUCUGGAAAAGCUCAAGCAAGAGCUGGUGACCAGUCCCCACAAUUACACUGAUAAGGAGCUAAAAGGAGCCUGUGUGGCCUACUUCCUUACUAAGAGGCGUGAGUAUCGCAACUCCCUGAACCCCUUUAAAGGCCUGAAGGAAAAAGAGGAGAAGAAACUUCGAAGUCGCCGAUAUCGGCUUUUUGCCAAUCGAUCCAGUAUCAUGAGGCAUUUUGGACCUGAGGACCAACGUCUGUGGAAGGAUGUGACAGAGGAGCUGAUGUCAGAUGAAGAGGACAGUCUUAAUGAGCCAGGUGUGUGGGUGGCCCGCCCUCCCCGUUUCCGGGCCCAGCGCCUCACAGAGCUCUGCUACCACCUGGAUGCUAACUCUAAGCAUGGCACCAAAGCCAACCGUGUGUAUGGGCCUCCCUCAGACAGACUGCCUUCUGCUGAAGCCCAGCUCCUUCCACCAGAACUUUACAAUCCUAAUUUCCAAGAAGAGGAAGAUGAGGGAGGGGAUGAGAAUGCACCUGUCUCCCCAUCUUUUGACCAACCCCACAAAACCUGCUGUCCUGACUUGAACUCAUUCAUUGAAAUCAAGGUGGAAAAGGAUGAAUAAAAUCUACAGCCAAGAAUAACUCUGGCUUCCGCCAUGCCCCAUGUCUCAGAAAUAGGUGGCCAUGGGGCUUCACAAAAUAAUGAGAUGCUCUGUGCAGUCUGAGAAAGCACAUUUGCCUCUUUUUUUUUUUUUUUUUUAACACAGUCUCUACUGGAAAUGGAAGCAGAACACUCUGGUGGGAUAAAAACUUAUCUAGAAGGGGAGAAACUCCCUCCUCUGUGAACAGUAAGCCAGAAAAUGUUUAUUCCUCAGCAUAAACAGUGUCUCGGAGAAGCCUGGGAUGAGAAAAGGAAGAGGAUGGGUCCAAGAAACAUGAGGCCUUCUUGACAUA